AUGUGGGACCCGUUUCGUGACCUUGAUCGCCUGCUUAAUCGCAUGCCGUUCGCCACCGGUUCCAACUUUUUCGGCACUUCCGCUCGUGGGUCCUGGGUGCCUGCGAUGGACCUCAUAGAGAAGGAUGACAGCUACAAAAUUCUUGCCGACUUGCCUGGCAUGAGUCGCGGCGACGUCUCUGUGGACAUUGAGGGCCAGCAACUCUGCAUUGGGGGCAAUCGCAAGUCCCUGCUCAGCGAUGACGAACACAAAAACGUUGUGCUGGCGGAGCGCGGCACUGGUCGGUUUGAGCGCUGCGUGCAGCUUCCAACACGCAUUGAGGAGGACAGCGUGAAGGCCAGCCUGCGGGACUCGGUGCUGACAGUGGAGGUGAAGAAGGUGAAGGGCUCCACAACGAGCCGCUCGGGAACCUCUGUGAAGAUCAAUUAG
This is a messenger RNA of Trypanosoma conorhini, 429 nucleotides long. Its product is annotated as heat shock protein 20. The coding region runs from base 1 to 429 and encodes 142 amino acids. Gene Ontology annotation, biological process: response to salt stress; protein folding; response to hydrogen peroxide. The record is from RefSeq and is a predicted model, not a curated record. The transcript has a single exon. NCBI's taxonomy places the organism in Eukaryota, Euglenozoa, Kinetoplastea, Trypanosomatida, Trypanosomatidae.